AUGAAUCGUCUUUACAACCAAACGCAGCAGCCAAUGAGGAUGGCAAGCAAUGACUUCUUUUCCAUUGGGCCUUACAGAAAGCGAAAGGAUCAAUCAAGGGAGUCUGUGCUUGACAAAUACACCAUUCUUGGAUACAUAGCGUCUGGAACGUAUGGAAAGGUGUUCAAAGCCAGUGGAAAGUCAAAGGAUAACCAGAAACAAUUCUAUGCUAUCAAAAAGUUCAAAAUUGACAGCAAAGACAGUGAAAUUACUCAUUAUACUGGUAUAUCUCAAAGUGCAAUCAGAGAGAUAUCACUUUGCAAAGAACUAAAGAACGAAAACGUUAUCAAUUUGACAGAGAUUGUGCUGGAAAACAAAUGCAUUUACAUGAUCAGUGAGUUUGCCGAAUACGAUCUGCUUCAAAUUAUUCACCAUCAUAGUCACCCAGAUUUGAAACCCAUCAACGAACAAAUGCUGAAAUCGAUUUUAUUUCAGAUUUUGCAAGGUUUGAACUACUUACAUGAAAAUUGGAUCAUACAUAGAGAUUUGAAACCUGCAAAUAUUAUGGUUACUAGUGAAGGAAUAGUGAAAAUCGGUGAUUUAGGUUUGGCCAGAAAGUUCAACAAUUUGUUGCAGACCUUAUAUACUGGUGACAAGGUCGUAGUCACCAUUUGGUAUCGAUCUCCUGAGCUGUUGUUGGGAGCUAGGCAUUAUACUCCAGCCAUUGAUCUAUGGGCUGUUGGCUGUAUCUUGGCCGAAUUACUAUCUUUGAGGCCAAUAUUCAAAGGUGAGGAGGCCAAGAUAGAUAAGAAACAAUUGCCCUUCCAAGAAAACCAGCUGUUAAAAAUCAUAGAAAUUCUAGGUACGCCAACAGUGCACUCUUGGAAAUCAUUGAAAGAUUAUCCUGAAUAUCAUCAAUUGUCCAAAUUCAAUAUUUUCCCUCCUAAUUUGUCGGCAUGGUUCCAUUCAAUGGGUGGUCAGAAUAAGAACUGCUUAGGACUACUGUCAAACCUUUUGCAGUAUGACCCGGCUGAUCGUCUGAGCGCUCAUAGCGCUCUAAGUCAUGACUGGUUCUCUGAGUCACCGGCAAUAACCAAGAAUGUCUUCAAGAACACUAAGGUCAAGUAUCCAAUCAGAAAGAUCCAAAAGGACGAUGUCAAUCUUUUGAACCAGUCACAACAAUACUCAAACAUAGGCCAGAAAAGAGCAAUACAAGAUGAUGGUAGUCGUAAGAGAAGAGCCUGA
Komagataella phaffii GS115 is the source of this 1224-nucleotide messenger RNA. RefSeq names its product Cyclin-dependent protein kinase, component of RNA polymerase II holoenzyme. The record is from RefSeq and is a predicted model, not a curated record. Gene Ontology annotation, biological process: protein phosphorylation. Gene Ontology annotation, cellular component: mediator complex; nucleus. Lineage: Eukaryota; Fungi; Ascomycota; Pichiomycetes; Pichiales; Pichiaceae. The coding region runs from base 1 to 1224 and encodes 407 amino acids. Gene Ontology annotation, molecular function: cyclin-dependent protein serine/threonine kinase activity; RNA polymerase II CTD heptapeptide repeat kinase activity; ATP binding. The transcript has a single exon.